UUCACUCAUGAGGAAUAUCAUGCGGCGCUGUUGUUGAGCACUGAGGAUGAGGCGGAUCCAGAGCAUAAGAUUUUAAGGGAUUUCUGUUAUUACCAACAUGCUGAGAGAAAAUGACUGAGAACAUGAGGAGCGCUGCAGUAGAGGCAGGAGAGGGAGGAGGAAAACGGAGGCUCACUCACUUCCGGACCGUAGCUACUCUGUCCCGGAUGGAGCCUGCAGCCUCCAGGGUAGAGGAGUGUUACCUGGCGCGAUACAGCGAGGAUCGAACCGCACCCCGCAGCUGAAAGCCCGCUCUGCCCCAUUUAGACCCCCUCAGCCCCCCGGAUCCAUGAUUGCGGACGUGGCCGUGUCCCUGUCGGUGCUGGCGGUGGUCGUGCUGCUGAGCGAUGUGACCCGCAGGCUGCUGGUGCGGGCCCUCGCGGACACCGGGCUGUCAUCGUACGCGGUGGAGCUCGUGUCAACCUUCCAGCUCUGCUGCUGCACGCACGAGCUGAAGCUGCUCUCUGACGUCGGCGGCAUCUCGCCUCAGCUCGCGCUCACCUUGACGUACGUGACGUCCGUGGCUCACGGACUCACCUUCAGAGGAGCCGUGGGUAACCCCUGCGGUGCGCUCGAGCACGCGUGCCGCGCGCGGUUCUCGGGUGGGUGCGCAGUGCGAAAGAUCGCGUGCCAGUUUGCCGCUGCCGUGGCGGCUCGCGCGGCCGUGCCGGUGAUCUGGGGUAUGGGGCUGUCAGGAAUGCACGACCGGCAUAAGCUGCUCGGGUUCCGGUGUGUCAGCGCGAUCCACGCCAGUCUCCCCGAGGCUGCUGCCGUGGAGCUGAUGUGCGCCUUCGCUGUUCAGACUGUCAUCACGCACACGCAGUCUGUGGAGGAGAGAUACCGCGUUCACGCAAUAGCUGCUGCCAUCACAACAGCGGUUUAUGCGGGUGGCAGUGUGACAGGAGCUGUGUUCAACCCAGCACUGGCGUUCUCCACACAGUUCUCCUGCAGUGGAAACUCAUUCCUGGAGUACUGCUUUGUGUACUGGUUGGGUCCACUUCUGGGUAUGAUGAGCUCAGUGCUUCUCUUCAAUAAAGUGACACCUGCAUUUUCCCGAAAACCGUCGCCUCUUCACCUCCCACUACGGACCAAGAAGCAAACAUGAGCACAGCAGGACAGCAUGUUUACUCCAGAGCACAUCCUAACAGAUCUUAAAUUACUGCUGAAAUGCUUUUCUAAACAACACUUCAAUAAGAUAGAUAUUUUAACAUAAAUUGGAGCAAAAAUAUCAGUGAUUUCAUAUCCAAAGCACAUCUAAAGAGUGAAAUGAUUUUAACCUAGAAACAAGGGAUUCAUAGACCUGUUUUCUUUCAAAUUCAGUAGAUAGCUGAUUCGUGUGUAAAUUAACACUUAAAGGUUGUCUCAGUUUAUUAUUUUAACAUUUUCAGCUGGUUAAACCACUCUGGCAUCUUAUUUUCUGAACAAAUUCAGCUCAAACAUUGAGGGGUAAAUUCCUAAGCACCAAACAACUUAAUAUUUAGGUUCAAUUUAUAUUUGGGUAGAAUAAUGUUCUAACAGAGAAGCAAAACCAGUGUUAUUCAUGUUUUAAUGUGAUAUUCCAGAAAAAGAUGUACUGUAACUGAAUCUUCUGCACAACAUGUCCUUUAUUUUUUGCACAGAUGUAACUGGUGCCUUUGGAUUCCAGUGAAAGAAAAACAUAUGGAAAGAAAAAUUAAAUAAAAUUGUUAAAGCUG
Molecule: messenger RNA, 1733 nt
Organism: Girardinichthys multiradiatus
Lineage: Eukaryota; Metazoa; Chordata; Actinopteri; Cyprinodontiformes; Goodeidae
Gene: aqp11
Product: aquaporin 11
Exons: 3
Coding region: 329-1144 (271 amino acids)
Biological process (GO): transmembrane transport
Cellular component (GO): cytoplasm; membrane
Molecular function (GO): channel activity
Source: RefSeq, a predicted model, not a curated record